AAAUCGCUCGAUACCAAGCUCACUUUAAAACUUAAAAUGUCAUCCAAUGAGAAGUUUAAAUAUCCGGACUCGAUGCCAGUUAUAGACGGAAUAGUCCUAUACGAAUAUACUACGAGAGUUGAAGUGCAGCGAAUCGCAAACCUGGAGCUAAGGGACGAUGACGUCUUUCUGACGGCAUACCCUAAAAGUGGUCAAACAUGGACAAUAGAAAUCGUCAAGCAAGUCCUUAAUGGCGGCGAAUUUGAUCAGGAGUCACCAUUAAUAUGCCGUGCGGUUUACUUAGACGCAUUUUCCUGCGAGAAAAGAGCAGGAAUGACCCCAAUGCGAAACUACGAGACAGUGACAGACUUUGCGAAGUCAUUACCUUCCCCGAGGAUCCUUAAAACCCAUCUACAGUACCAUCUAGUGCCCAGGAGCGACGGUUGCACGGCCAAGUACAUCUACAACAUCCGUAACCCAAAAGACGUGGCGGUAUCGUACUAUUAUCACCAUCGCACGUUCAAAGAGUACUGUUUCCAAGAAAAGUGGAAUGAUUUCUUCGAAAUGAUGAUGAGCGGUCAAGUGCAGUACGGUUCGUGGUUUGAUCACGUUCUCGACUGGUGGGAGCACCGUGACGACCCUAAUAUUCUCCUUCUCAAGUACGAGGAUAUGAAGAAGGACCACAGAGGUGCGGUAGCAGCUAUUGCCAAGUUCCUUGGCAGAGCACUAACAGAGGAACAGUUGGACCGCAUCGUCAGUCAAACAAGCUUUGAGUUUAUGAAAAGUCAGGAGCCAUUCAAGGUUAAAGAGCCAUUCAAAAAUCCUAAUGAACCGAACUUUAUCCGCAAAGGGGUGGUUGGUGACUGGAGAAACCAUUUCACCGCUGAACAGAACAAGAUGUUUGACGAGUUAUACGAAACAAGGAUGGCUGGGAAGAUGUUCGAUAUAGAGUUUUGAGGUAUAAUCGUUACAAAAAAAAACUCUGUUCGCCCUUAAAGAACUAGAUACCAAGUCUGUUUACCAGUUGAAUGGCGAAAUAUUAUUCGGCGCUACACUACAUAUGAGCAAUAUAGUUUAGCAGCGAUGCACUCACUGCACAGCCUAUUAUGUAAAAAAAUAUAAGAACAGAAACUCGCAUUCUUCUAAGCAUAAAAACAAGAAAGCAAAUAUCAUAAAAUAAAUAAAAAAUAAACCGCCUGAGGCGGCCUA
Messenger RNA from Nematostella vectensis (starlet sea anemone), 1188 nucleotides. RefSeq names its product sulfotransferase 1B1. Gene Ontology annotation, molecular function: sulfotransferase activity. Lineage: Eukaryota; Metazoa; Cnidaria; Anthozoa; Actiniaria; Edwardsiidae. The record is from RefSeq and is a predicted model, not a curated record. Gene Ontology annotation, biological process: sulfation. Bases 37 to 936 code for a protein of 299 amino acids. The transcript has 4 exons. Gene Ontology annotation, cellular component: cytoplasm.